AUGCAGCGGAUCGUGAAGGGGCAGAGCGACGGCGUGUGGUUGGAGAAGAAGGACAAGCAUCCCCUCAAGUGGCAUUUGUACUUCGGAGCCAUGUUUCCAUGGGUGCAGUGCUUUAAGGCGGAUGCCGUCAAUGCAGCUCAGCUUCGGGAGGGGGAGCUGGCACUGCAGAAGCUGAAGAUGCCGAACCUGGAGCAGCUCUUCAUGCCUGGUAACUCCGAGGCAGAGCAGGCCCGCCUGCAGCAGUUCCGCUUCCUCUACUGGCAGCUGGUGGGGGGCUGCCCCAUGGUCUGUGUUUGCUUGGGCUCUGCAAGCCCUUCGAAACAGCAGUCGCCCAUGCAAUCGGGCUUCUUGUCAAAUCGCCCAGGCCCAGCCUCUAAGCUGAACUUUACUGGUACUGCUUACGAGAACGGGAGCGGUGGAAGCGGGGCCUCAUCUGCGACCCCUCGUAACCACCUUCCCAAGUCAGAAGUUGCAGCGAAACCAGAGGAAGUGCAGCCUGGCGAGCAGCAGGUGGUUGGCACCGAGCCGACCGUGGUGACGCCUCUGGAACAGGCUGCCGUGGUCAUCACCCCAGACACGCGGCCACAACCCAACCUGGAGCUGCAUGUGCGGUUAAUGGACCCCGCUGCUGAGGCUGAGGCUGGCGACAGCAGCAACAGUCCCACAGCAGGUGCUGUCACAGGUGUCGUACCCCUGCACUCGAAGGAGGAGGAGGUCAGCGGCAGUGGCAGCGGCAGUGCUGGUGGUGGUCCUCCCUGUAGUGGUAGCAAUGUGGUGGAGCUGUCUCCGGUGGUAUGCGGCAAGGGCACCUUUGGUCGAGUGGUGGAAGGUACUUACCGGGGGCAACGAGUGGCAGUGAAGCUUCUGGCCAGCGACGGACCCUGGGGAUGCCCCGUCGAGGCCUUGGCCUCCAGCUUUGCGCAGGAAGUGCAGUCCACGCUUGUAGGUAGCCAGGUGCUUCAUAUCGCCAUAUCCAUUGCCAACGCACUGGCCUACCUGCACCCCACCAUCAGUCACCGGGAUCUCAAGCCUGCCAACGUGCUGCUCAACGACCCCCACAGUGACCUGCCCACAGUUAAGCUUACGGACUUUGGGCUGUCUCGGCUUCGUGUGACGGUGGCUCCAACGGAGCAUCCGGAUGUGGGCACGCCCGCCUACAUGGCACCGGAGUGCUUCGACUUGCAAAACAGACAGGUCACACAUAAAGCGGACAUAUUCGCGCUGGGUGUGCUGCUGUGGGAGAUGCUGGCCUGCAGGAGGCCCUGGCCUGGACUGAACCCGCUGGAAAUCGGCCUGAUGGUAGCGUUCAACGGUAUGCGCCUUCCCCUGAACGACCUCGUGGUCUCCAAGCGCUGCCCUCACAAGCUGGGUCGUCUGGUGCUAGCCUGCUGGGAGAUGGAUCCGGACCGACGGCCGGCGGCUGCGGAGACAGUGAAGGAGCUGGCGCUGAUCCUGCAAGGUCAGCAGCUUCAAUUCAAACAGCAGCUGGUGCAGUCCGUACUGGAUAGGACAGGACAGGAAGGCGGCGGUGGCCCUUGUUUGCAGCUACCGACUGCUCCUCGGGCUGAGUUCACUGCUGCAGCCGCUGCUGAUGCUCGGGAUGGUGAUGUUGCCCUUGUCCCGCUGGAGAACGGAUCGCGGCAGUCCAUUAUCCGGGUAUGGCUCCCGGAUAUCAGCGAGGAAGACCUUCGGGGCGAUCCCUCAUCUUCCAAUUCAUUAUCGCAAACAGGAGGAGCAGCUCGAGCAGCAGCAACAACAGUGGCCUAG
This is a messenger RNA of Volvox carteri f. nagariensis, 1767 nucleotides long. RefSeq lists its product as uncharacterized. Gene Ontology annotation, biological process: protein phosphorylation. The coding region runs from base 1 to 1767 and encodes 588 amino acids. The transcript is spliced from 13 exons. Gene Ontology annotation, molecular function: protein kinase activity; ATP binding. The record is from RefSeq and is a predicted model, not a curated record. Lineage: Eukaryota; Viridiplantae; Chlorophyta; Chlorophyceae; Chlamydomonadales; Volvocaceae.